AUGAACAUGAACACGAAGUUUGUAGGGGUUACCAUGAUCAGGAAUGCGGCGUCACGCGCAGCACCGAACAAGUGUUUCGGUGUCGGUAGAGUCCUACAAAACUGCACCUUAGUCGCAGCUUUGCUUCUUGCAAUGUGGGUGCUGCUACACAACAGCGAGUGCCGAAGUCGAGUGAUCGUCGGCAGCUACAAAUUGAAGAUCGGAAUGCAGGCGCCUCUCAAAGAUUCUGGUGAUUCUCCAACAUCGACAGCGCUCCGAGUGUUAGCGCUGCCGUUAACGCACACACACUAUUGGCGCCGUACGGUUUUGCGGCCUCGGGGCACGAAGACUCGGUAGAAUACACGCUGUUGCGGGUCCAUCCAGAGUGACGGCACUCAUGUCUCGCUCUCGUCCGUCAAAUGGGACUACAUUUGCUUGCUCUGGGCUCGCAACGUCGCACAGCCACCUAGUCGCGGGGAGGGUGGCAACGGCUGUACAACAUUGUCGCGACUUCGAGGGCAUCGCGAGCUACCGUACCGACGCGCCGUUCAACCGCGCUGUGAUACCGGUAGUAUCGCAGGGGCGUAUGCGCAGCUGGUGCAGCUCGGUCAUUUAUAAUUGCGUUUCUUAAAAGAAAUCCAGAACAGUAGCUGGCGUGCACGUGCAAUGAACAACUGCGUUGCAUCCGUUUCGAACUUACUAGUCUAUCUAUAAGUUGGAUUUGUAUACCCUUGAGGAGGUGCACUUAUGGAUAAGUUGAUUUGUAAUUUUUUUUAACUGUUCCUCUCUCUGUCCUUAUAGCAUGGAUUAUCCGUCAUCUUGUGGAUGAAAGAAUCAUGCUCAGGAAUGAGUUAUUCAUUAAACUGAAUCAUCCAUGGUCAUGGAUCAAUGAUGCAGAUGCCAAGUUGUAAGCUGAGGAACUUUUUGCCAAUGAUCAUUGACUUUUGUCGAUGAGUCAUCCAUUGAGGAAAUGAACGAAACCGAGUACUUAUUAUUUUCAAGUGUUUGUUUUGUUGAGGUUGUGGUUGUCCUCAUAUAAGUACAUACUUUAGAGGCACGGUUUUUCUAUUCCUGUUGUUGUUGCUGCAUGAGCAUUUUUUAGUCAUCAAUAGACCACCAGAACCACCACUAUUUCAUUAAGUGGAACUCAUGAGCCAUACGAAAUCUAGGAGCAAAAUUCUUUUACGUUAAUGCCCAAGGUUACGGAUUAGCUAACGCGAACGCUGCAACAGCAACAUGCGUGACUGUACUGUUACUGAUGACAGGACGCAUUCAGAAACGAAACACAAACUGUGUUUGUUUGACAUCUUUUGGGGAG
Molecule: messenger RNA, 1297 nt
Organism: Amoebophrya sp. A25
Lineage: Eukaryota; Dinophyceae; Syndiniales; Amoebophryaceae
Source: the annotation of a GenBank genome assembly